UUCUUUAAAACAGUUACGAAUUAUUCAAUUGUCUCUUCUUCAGCUUGCUUUCUGGAGAAGAACUGGUAUCUCUCCACAAUCACAUUCACUUUAGGCACGAAUUAGUCGUUACAACUUUUAAGGGGUUCAUCGUAGCCAACCGUAUGAAUGUCAUAGUUGAACAAGUUAAACACUAAGAGCGAAUCAAGUCCUAUGUGGUGCAGUAAUAGUGCCACCUUUGGCUGGUCGGUCUGGUCCCGCUGCACGCAUGAACGCAUUUUUUCAGUUAUUCCAUGCUACUGACAAAUUGGUUGCCUUUAAAUCCAAUGGGAAACUGUUGUAGCCAUGCUGACGACUUUACUGCAUUCUGCCGUUGUUUGCCUUUUCUCUGUGGAUCUUAAUGAAAGGGAUGACGAGUACAAAUAUGUGGGUCCCUAUAACCCUAAAAUAAUGAUCACUACAUCACACACCCCUUCUGUAAAGCUAAAGAUGUUUGUAAAGGAGUUGAGGCUGAUCUUCCCCAAUGCACAACGAAUGAAUAGAGGCAAACAGGAUUUAAAACAAUUAAUGAGAGUAUGCUGCUGCAACGACGUGACAGAUGUUAUAGUUGUUCACGAAAACCGAGGAAUCCCUGAUAACGUCGUUAUUAGUCAUUUGCCAAACGGUCCCACAGCAUUUUUCAAUAUUUCAGAUGUUGUCAUGCGCCAUGACGUUCCUUUUGUUAGCAAUAUGAGUGAACAAAAUCCCCAUUUGAUUUUUCACAAUUUCAAAACUAAAAUAGGUGAACGAGUUACAACUAUAUUGAAACACCUCUUUCCCACUCCAAAACUGGAUUCCAAACGGGUUAUUACGUUUGGUAACCAUGAUGAUCAUAUAUCUUUUCGUCAUCAUCUAUUUAAAUAUGAGAACAAAAACUUGGAGCUAGAAGAAGUAGGACCCAGGUUUACACUUAAAUUGUACCAAAUUAAAUUAGGAAAAUUAGAUGAAAUUCCUGCGUCUGACACAGAGUGGAUAUUAAAACCUUAUAUAAACACAUUUAUAAAAAAUCGAGUUUUAUCGCAUGAAAAUGGUUGGCCUAUAAACGAAAGUUAACUGUAUUUAUUCAUAUCGCUAAUUUACUUCAAUACAGUCAUAAUAAAAAAAUGCCAAAAUUAGAUACAGUAUACAGAAAUUACCGCUACCUUUUCUAUGUUGUGUAAAAAUUCACUUGCAUCACGCUGCAUCGUUUACUAGUAUCUCACUAGAACAAAAUAUGUAUCCAUUUUUACUAUGGGAGUAAGUACAUCGACGGCUGAGUGGAAGAUCGACCUAUCUCGGCAGCCGGUUCAAAAACGCCCUAUCUCACAAAACUUUCCCAGAACGCCAUACUUCAGAAUUUGGUUGAAUAACGUCCUAUCUCACUUGAAGUAAAUGAGCGAUAUGUAAUAUAUAUGUAGUACACAUAACAUGUACUUAUUAUGUGCAUCGUAAAUAAAAUCGCAAAUUUUUUUUGAAUA
This is a messenger RNA of Rhagoletis pomonella (apple maggot), 1475 nucleotides long. RefSeq names its product U3 small nucleolar ribonucleoprotein protein IMP4. Gene Ontology annotation, cellular component: nucleolus; Mpp10 complex; small-subunit processome. Gene Ontology annotation, biological process: rRNA processing. Bases 325 to 1071 code for a protein of 248 amino acids. The transcript is spliced from 2 exons. Gene Ontology annotation, molecular function: snoRNA binding; rRNA primary transcript binding. NCBI's taxonomy places the organism in Eukaryota, Metazoa, Arthropoda, Insecta, Diptera, Tephritidae. The record is from RefSeq and is a predicted model, not a curated record.